This is a messenger RNA of Conger conger (European conger), 2279 nucleotides long. RefSeq names its product PRELI domain containing protein 3B-like. The transcript is spliced from 6 exons. NCBI's taxonomy places the organism in Eukaryota, Metazoa, Chordata, Actinopteri, Anguilliformes, Congridae. Bases 123 to 704 code for a protein of 193 amino acids. The record is from RefSeq and is a predicted model, not a curated record. Gene Ontology annotation, biological process: phospholipid transport. Gene Ontology annotation, molecular function: phosphatidic acid transfer activity. Gene Ontology annotation, cellular component: mitochondrial intermembrane space.
UUUAAAGACCCUUUAUAAACUGGCAACCAUUGCUCAUCGCCAUUCUGCUCUGAGGGAAAGGGUCACAUUUGAGUGUUCGCCCGGCUCAGCUGUCAAGUGGAGGGACUUCAUACGGACGAGAAAUGAAAAUAUGGACUUCAGAACACAUAUUCAACCAUCGCUGGGAGACUGUUACCAAGGCAGCAAUGCAGAAGUACCCCAACCCCAUGAACCCCAGUGUAGUGGGGGUGGACGUGUUGGACAGACGGGUGGACCAGACGGGUCGUCUCCACAGCAGUAGACUCCUCAGUACAGAAUGGGGCCUACCGUCGUUGGUCAAGUCUAUAAUCGGUGUGACGGGAAGCCGAACAUACGUCCAGGAGCACUCGGUGGUGGACCCCAGAGAGAAGACCUUCGAGCUCAAAUCCACCAACAUCAGCUUCACCCACAUGGUCUCUGUGGACGAGAGGCUGGUUUACCGGCCACACCCGCAGGACCCAGAGAAGACCGUGCUGACGCAAGAGGCCCUGAUCUCGGUGAAGGGAGUGAGUCUCAGCAGCUACCUGGAGGGCCUGAUGGCCAGCACCAUCUCCACCAACGCAGGCAAGGGGCGUGAGGCCAUGGAGUGGGUGAUCCGCCGGCUGAACGCAGAGAUCGAGGACCUGGCGGCCACAGCGAGGGACACACUGCGGGCACCAAUGGCUGCUGCCUCCACUGAGCAGUGACCAAUCGCACGCCUCCCGCUGGGGCCACACCCCCUCCUCCCACCACGGGAGCAGUCAUUGGCUGUCUAUAUUAGAUAUCAGCGCUCAGUUGGGGUCCGAUUCCACACGCUUGUACCCGGGGGUCGUGUCUCAUGUCCGACGUCCUGAAGGAGACUCCAGGAGACGGGCGAGACUUCAUUCAUCCCCUCUGUUAGGUUUCUACCUCCCGGUCACCGCAUCCUCCCUCUGUCUCCACACCGCCGCUGACAGACCUCAACACCGCGGGGAGAGCGGGACGGGGUUGGGACCACCAGCGGGACGGGGUUGGGAACACGAUGUUGAAGUUCACGCUCCGUCUGUGAAAACCGUGCAGCGUCGAGGAAACGGGAUUUUGGACCUGUGGAACUCUGAACAAACAUCUCAGGAUGUGGUUGUGCGUGUGUACGUGCGUGUGUGCGUGUGUACGUGUGUACGUGUGUGCGUGCGUGCGUGUGUGUGUGCGUGUGUGUGUGUGUGUGUGUGUGUGUGUGUGUGUGUGUGUGUGUGUGUGUGUGUGUGUGUGCGCGCGCGUGAGGUUGGGUAGUUUCGUGAACUCAAAGCACUCGAACAGGAUGUCACAUCUCCACACUUGAAUUUCGUGUACUGUAAAUUAUUAUCUCAUAAUUAUUCUCAUCAGUUACAGCAGCUUUACGAACUGAAUGAAGAAGACACGUCAAAGCAGACUCUUCCGCUUAUUUUUUUUAUACUAAAAAAAAAAAACUGAAAUAUACUCUCUGGGCGGUCGUGCAAUCAGUCGAAAUGCAAUGUAGCCAAGCAGUUAUGCCAUCGCAUAAUUUUGGAUGCAAAAGACCAAGGUUAAAAAAAUAAUAAUAAUAUCAAAUGGUGAAGAAUGCUGUAUUUAUUGGGCAAGGCUAGUUAACUAAUGCCUGUGUGUUGCAGUGUACAGUAUGGAGUGGGUUUCAAACGCUUGAAUACACGGCUCCGUCUGAGUCGACUUCUGCAGCUGCCCCUGUGCCAAUUACAGACGCUUCAAUACUCUACUUUCAUGCGGAGUUUUUUUUGUUGGAGAAAUUAUAGUCAUGUUAUGAAGGUAAAGUAAUUGCCAUCACCAUUUCACGCACCUGACCUGAUGGAGAAUUGCCUCGUUUUACCGUGACCUAGCUGUUGCAUUGCAGGGUCAUGAAAGUAUGUAGACUCAAAUCUGUUACACCCGUCGCUGCCGAAAACACCGCGCUACCUGUGCGUCUUUUUGUGUGCGCUUGACUGCCAGGACUUUAAAGAAGGUGAUUUUACUACGUGGCAUUUACUAGAAAAUAAUAAGAUUACCAUAACAGGGGUUUAGUCGUUGCAGUGUCUGUGUUCUGUUGAAAAUUUGUUCGUGUGGUGAAUGUCGGACGCUCUGUAACCGCCGCGUGUGCGGUGGUGUUGUUCGUGACGUUGAAAAUGGUUUGUUUAAAAUGUGUUCUUUUUGAGGCUGACUGAUUGAAUGGGAAAACAGCACUUCCGGUAUGAAUGUCCCUCGCUGCCCCCUGAUUGUUUGAGCACCCACGGCUAGCGUUUCAUUGUGCAUAUUAAAAUACCUCCGGACACAAAGAA